AUGGCUGGAGCAGAGGACCUACUGUUUCACGAUGUUACCUUUACCAUUUUUACUGGUCCAACGAUAAGCUCAGAUGAAGAGCAGCGAUUGAUCCACCUCUUAACCAAAGACGGGGCUACCUACAUCCCUCGAAACGAAGAUGGCUCAAUCGACGGAGUCAAGCGUCACACCCACAUCGUCACCGGCGACAUCGAGUUCCCCGAAUACUCUAGAGCACUAGAUUACAACGUCCAUGUCGUGCGACCCUCGUGGGUCGAGACAAGUUAUGAGAAGGGAAGACAGACGCAACCGCGCCAGCACAGUCCAGACCCGUCUAUGUUCUUUAGGGAAGUCAUAGUCUCGUGUGCUGACCUGCCUGAGGGUGAUAAGGAUGCCAUCAUUGCCGGUACGCUUGCACUGGGAGGACUGUACAGCGCACCUCUGACCAAGCUGGUCACGCACGUUGUUGCGAUGGACAUGCACAACGACAAGUGUCGGACGAUCCAAGCAAAGAAUCUCGCUUGCAAGAUCGUCUUGCCACACUGGUAUGACGAUUGCCUGAAACUCGGAAAGCUCAUAAAUGAAGGCCCAUAUCUCCUGCCCGACCCCGAGAUCCUUCGCCCAAACUUCGACGAACCCGUUCGAGCAAGAUCAACACCUGGCCUCGAUGGUGCCCUGUCAGCCGUAGCAGGAGCUCCACCCGCUUACAACCCUCCCAUCUCUCCAUCUGACUCGCGCAAGCAACUCGUCGUCUUCAAGGAGAAGAAGGUGCUAUUUUCAAAAGACCUGAACAUCAACGAUCACCUGGCCAAGACUCUGCGACACCUAGUCAGUCAAGCUGGCGGCUCUUUGACUGCCAAUGUGGAAGAAUGCGAUGUGUACAUUGGGCAUUAUCGCGAUGGCAUGGACUACGUAGCUGCUUCACGCGCUGAGAAAACGGUCGGCAAUCUCUCCUGGUUCUACAACGUCAUCAAUCGCAACAAAUGGACAAAUCCCCUGAGCAAGCUUCUACAUUACCCGGUACCUAGAGGCGGCAUUCCUGGCUUUGCGGACAUGAGAAUCAGUCUGUCUAACUACAGCGGGGAGGCUCGUAUCUACCUCGAGAACCUGUGCAAGGAGGCAGGCGCUGAGUUCACAAAGACCAUGAAGCAAGACAACACGCAUCUAAUCACAGCCCAUACGCACUCCGAAAAAUGCGACGCUGCUCAAGAAUGGAACAUCGAGAUUGUCAACCACCUCUGGCUGGAGGAGAGUUAUGCAAAAUGCUCGGUGCAGCCAUUAACCCACAAGCGCUAUACACAUUUCCCUCCACGAACGAACCUGAGCGAAAUUGUAGGACAGACACCCAUUGACAUUUCCAGAGUCCGUAAACUGUACUUUGCAGCCAAGGAGAAGACGAUCAAGGAUGCAGAGCCAGGUCAGAAGACGCCCCACCCUUUCCGCGGUGCAGUCAGAGCGCCAGACACAUCUCCGAGAAAGGGUGGACUUGCAGUUUCCAGUGCAACGGCAGGAGGUAGAUCCUCUUUCACGGCCAAGGAAGCAGAAACAGAAACCGACCCUAUGGACAUUGACAACGAUGACAACGAUGCCAGUGAAUUUCUACCUCACGGUCCACAAACAGCAAAGAAGAGAAAGACUCGUGUCGGAUCUGAUGCUGCAAUCACUACUCCUGCAAUGCUGAGCAGGCACCAGGACAGGGAAACAAGUCCACCUACUACUGGCCGAGCUUCCAAGGAAAAGGCACUCAACAGCUUGCACGCGUUGAAGGAUGACCUUGCUUUGUACCAACGCGAGAUGAAACGUAAAGGCGGCGUCAUUCACGGAGGUAGAAGGACUGCUGAGCCUGAAGAAGCUCCUGCCGCCACUACAACAAAGACUGCAAAGACGACAAGGAACAAACGCAAGAGUGAUGAUAUGGGCGAUAGUCAUGCAGAAAUCAGUGAGACCGAGAUUGCUGGUGUCAAGGGCAGUAAAGCCAAGAAGGCAAAGACAGAGGCUGGAUCGAAGAUCCUGUACACGAUGAUGGUGACGGGAGACGAGCGAUGGUUGGGCAACAUGAAAAAGGAAGCUUCGGAAGCUGCCAAACUACGAGCAUUGGGCAUCAAGCUGACUGCAGAGCCGGCGGAAUGCACGCUCCUCUGCGCCCCACGCAUCCUCCGCACGAAGAAGUUCAUCGCUGCACUUGCGAACAGUCCCAGGGUAGUCAACAUCUCAUAUCUCGACACUGCACUAUCCAAGAACACACUCCCGGAUAUCGAAUCGCAUCUGUUGGAGGAUGACGAAGCUGAAGAACGACUUGGGUUCCUCAUGGACGAAGCUCUUGAACGUGGAGAGGCAAAUGCAAACCGUCUCCUGCAUGGUUGGACCAUCUUCGUGACGGAGAAGGUCAGCGGCAAAUUUGAGACGUACAAGGAGAUCAUCACCAUCAAUGGAGGAACCGCAGUACCCUACAAGGGCCGCGCCAAUGUAAUCUCGGGGCCCAGAGUGCCACCGUCGGAAGAUGGUGAUGCUGGAGCUGAAGUGGACAAUCAAGGAGGAGAUGGAGAGCUGGACAGGGUGUACUUGAUUUCAAGCACUAGUGAUGAGGAAGUCAAGCUCUGGGAAAAGUUCGAGACCGAGGCAAGGAAGAAGGGGCUCGAGCCAAGGAUUGUCAAGACGGACUGGUUGAUUAAUCUUGCUAUGAGUCAGAGGGUGGAGUGGGACGAGAAGUGGGAACUGAAGGAGGAAUUGGUGCCUGGUUGGAACAAGUGA
Molecule: messenger RNA, 2730 nt
Organism: Aureobasidium namibiae CBS 147.97
Lineage: Eukaryota; Fungi; Ascomycota; Dothideomycetes; Dothideales; Saccotheciaceae
Product: BRCT domain-containing protein
Exons: 4
Coding region: 1-2730 (909 amino acids)
Biological process (GO): DNA double-strand break attachment to nuclear envelope; double-strand break repair
Cellular component (GO): Cul8-RING ubiquitin ligase complex; nucleus
Source: RefSeq, a predicted model, not a curated record